AUGAGCGCCGGUAAUAGCCAGCGGAAAGGCCGGUUUGGAAAGGGACGAUUCUCAUCACUCUUCUUGGGAAGAGAUAAAGGGGAAACUGACAAGAGUCGCAACUAUUCAAAUGAAUCCUUUAUUGAAGAGGACAGAUCUGUCACAGUCAGGUCUGGAUCUUUGAUUGAACACGACGGAGAAAAUAGAAAACUCCCCGAAGCCGACCCUGACCCUUGGAUUGAGGCGUACGAAAAGUUGCGAAACGACGAGAAAGAAGAAAAGCUCGUCAAUGCGUACGAAAAGAUACUCACUAACCGCGCUAAUGCGACCAUAUCGGGCACUCGAUAUGCCGAGGAUGAUAUCCAGGCGGAUGCUCCCAACCAAUUCGAAGGCCUAACUGAGGCCGACAGGGUCGAUAUGAUGAAGGCUACUCUAAGUCCGGUGUUGGAAAAAGCCAGGCAAGAGAAAACUUGGAAAAAUGUUGCCCUAUAUGCCGACGCACUCAUCGCAAAUGUUGGUAAAGGGGUUGGAGAUGCUCUGCAAGCCCAUCCACCGGCGGCCAUGGCCUGGUCAGGCAUCUGCCUCUUGCUUCCGAUCAUUGUGAAACCAAUUAAGGAAGAAGGAAAAGUGACUGAGGGGCUAGAAUAUGUAAUGAACCGCAUGGAAUGGUACAUCCCACUGACCAAAGUGGUCUUGCAGCGGGAGUGGCCAGAUAAUGUCGCCCUUCAACAGCACCGAAGCAGCCUCAGAGACAAUGUCAUCACCCUGUUCACAUCUCUUUUAAAAUUUGAAAUGGAAUGUGCUUGCCGGGCUUACAGCACACAUCCAGUCGUCCGCGUCCUUGGAGACAUUGUUAGCCUGAGCGGCUGGGGAGACAAGCUAGAGGAUAUCAAAAAGCACGGAGAAGCAAUUGAAAAGGAUCUCCAGAGUUAUGGAAUAAACACAUUGACGGAGUAUUCCUUACAAACAGCGUCAAACACCAAGGAUAUCCUGGCUGAAGUCAAGAAAUUUAACGAAGCUGCCACUAGAGCUGAAACAACGAGGGCUGCUGAGAGGAGAGACGAUCUGGUAGGGCUCGUUUCGCGAUUCGGAGCCACCACGUACCGCGACCAAAUGGAAUUCAACCCUCAAAGGCACCCAGGUACUUGUGAGUGGUUUUGCAGACACCCAAAGUAUACAUCGUGGCUAAAUUCCACCAAAAACGAAUUGCUUCUCGUCACGGCCGAACCAGGCUGCGGCAAGUCGGUACUGGCCCGAUUCUUGGUCGAAACAGAGUUGCCGUCUCAGCGAGAAGACGCAGUUAUUGGAUACUUCUUCUUCAAAGAUAAUUCGGUGCAAAACAAUUUGAUAAACGCACUGAGCGCCAUUCUUCAUCAGCUCCUCAAUCUCUGCCCAGAUGUUCUCGAUACUCUAGGGACAAAGAUCAAGAAGUUGUCGCCCGAGUUGCUAAAAGACUGUGGCCAUUUAUGGGGGCUUAUCGAGGACGCUUGCGAGAACCUCUCAGAGAGAACUGUAUUUUGCGUUUUCGACGCAUUUGAUGAGUGUAAUAGCGACGGCCGUGAAAGACUGGUGCGUUUGCUCGCCUCUCAUCAGUUUAGCAAGAGGCGUAUACGAUUCUUAAUUACAAGCCGGGGCUAUCCAGCAAUUGUAGGCUCGUUCCGAUCUAUUGCUGAGAAUCUUGUGCGUCUAGAAGGGGAAGAGAAGAGUGAGAAAGAUCAGUUGCAGAAUGAGAUCGACAUUGUUUUCCGCCACCGCGUUGAGAGUCUGAUUGAAGACAGAAGGCUAGGCCAAAGGGUAUCUAAGCUGCUUUAUGAACGACUUCACACGAAGGGAAAAGGGCAGCGGACAUAUCUCUGGGUUCGUCUCGUCUUCAAAUUCCUAGACAACAAUUAUCCACUGAAUCUGGAUGGGUGGAGAGACCUUUUGGGUCAGCUCCCCGAGGAUGUUCCUGGAGCUUACGAAAAACUGUUAUCCAACGUCAGCAGUACCGAUCGCAGGCAUGUCGAGACACUUUUGCGUCUCAUCUAUGUCGCUAAGGAGCCUCUGAGUAUGAGUGCAGCAAACGUAGCUGUUAAUAUUCGCGGCAAAUACUCGCUAGACUCUUUAGAAGAUCUUGGUUUAUCAGAUGAAAACGCUUUUAAGGAAUGGGUCAUUAACACAUGCGGAUUUUUCAUUACCGAUUAUGAUGGCAAACUAUUCUUUAUACACCAAACGGCGAAAGAGUUCCUUUCACCGGUAAUGCAGACCUCAGUGGACAGGAACACCGACGAAAAUAAAAAAGGCUUCUCGUUUCAGACGAUAUCUUCAAGCACUGAGCUUUUACCAAAGAACGCUGUUAAAUGGAGAGGUUCAAUAAACACCGAGGAAGAGGCUCAUUUCGUAAUGACUGAAUGCUGCUUAGCCAACCUAUCGAUAUACAGGCAACGCCCAGAAACAAAGGAACUUGAAGAGCUCAUUGAAGAUGCAUGGGAGCAUGAUCAAACAGUAUAUGACGAUGGUAUAAGGGAAUUCAGACGCCGAUUGGGCAUUUCCGACGAUUUCUUUGAUUACAGCUCAAAGUAUUGGUCGAACCAUUUCCGAGCAGCAAAACUUCACCUUGUAGAUAUGUCCGCAGAUGGUGUGGAGAUUGGGGAUACUCAUGGAAUCGCAAAGCAGUCAUUAUUUCAAGCGUACCGAUUAAUAAUGACAUAUCCUACACGUUCCGCAUGGUUGUUGUCACCUGAUGUGAUGGCAGAAAUUAAAUUCCUCAUGAAGCGACACCGUUCCGGACGUCUCCUAACGAAAGAAGACUCUCUUUACAUUGGGAGAUUUGGCAAGGGUUCGAAUGACUUGGAAGUCUGGCCUUCAACAACUCUCUUCUCUGUCCGAUGUUCACCAAUCGUUUUCGCCUGCCUUCUAGGCUUCCCUUUGUUCAUACAAGAAUGGCUUUCAGACAACGCCCAGAAAAACGCAGCGCAAGUUCUUGAACAUAAAUACCGCGCGUACAGUAGUGAGGCUGAGACACAACUUGCCCUGGCGAACGCAAUUGUCUCAAAUUUUGGAACUAACCGAGAGAGAGAAUGCUGUAUCUCUGAAAUUCUAAGCUACGAGGCGAAAUUCGCACUCGAUAACUUCUCCAGGCUUGAGCGUCUUCUUAGGUUUGGGGAUGAGAUACUCGACGCGUUAUCUGGAUAUGUCGACGAAGUUGGAAUGAGGAUACUGGCUCGUGGCCAGUUGAAGAAGUUUAAGGCAAUGACAAGGCCUGAAGACAAGCUUGACGAGGAGUGUGUAAAGAGAAAGCCUAGAAGAGCGGAAACUACUUGA
Molecule: messenger RNA, 3282 nt
Organism: Trichoderma harzianum CBS 226.95
Lineage: Eukaryota; Fungi; Ascomycota; Sordariomycetes; Hypocreales; Hypocreaceae
Exons: 2
Coding region: 1-3282 (1093 amino acids)
Source: RefSeq, a predicted model, not a curated record